UCCAUCUCUAGGUCUCACAAUGGCAUAUACACGGUUUUAGCUGCUUUUAAAAAUUAUUUUUAACCUUGUUAAUUUAGACAACAGCACUGCAAUGAUCUUAAGAAAACACUGAAAACAGGAUCUUUAGGACAACGGUGCAGGGAUGCCAAACACUGGCAGCACACUGCAUCAUAUUACACCCAAGCAACAUGUGGUCAGGUUUUCAUAAACAAUGAAAUGCCUGGGAUCUGGAAGAAGAUCACGUUUUCCUUCGCCUCUCUGCUCAACAUUGCCUCAGUUGUUCUGACUGUUGUGGCGCUUUCUACUGAGAAGUGGGUAAUUGGGAAAAUCCUAUGCCAAACUGGUGCUGAUCUGGUUAAUGCGUCAGAUCCUGAGCUGGAGAAGUUUAUCGGUGACAUAUAUUUUGGGCUGUUUCAAGGGGGCAAAAUAUGGAAAUGUGGUCUGGGAAGCAGACGGUCCAAAAUCUACAUAUUCCCGAGGCUUGUGAAGAAGUUGAAUGGUGGCCUUCACGUGAUUAUCAUCUUAUUCCUUUUUGUUGCCAUUGGUUUUUCAUUUGUAAGUUUAGCAUUCUGCAUUUACAAUGCACGAAAAAUCCCAUAUCAAUCUAUUAAAGGGCCUCCCGGACUAUACUUGUGGAAUUUUAUUGCAGGCGCCUUUGGAAUGUUCGGCAUCGUCUGCUUCAUUGCAGCUGUGAAGCAGCACUGUCUCACAGAGAGAGUGGCGAACUUCCGGGAGGACAUCUUUCGAUUCGUUGUUCUGGAGGAAGAAUACGACUUCUCAUUCUGGCUGUGUGUGGCCAGCACUGCAACUCACGGGACAAAUUUUAUCGUUGUAGCCAUGAGUAAAAUCCAUUUUCCAAAAAUACACACUAAGAAGCCGGAUGAACCAAGCGUCACAGCUGAAGACUUCUUAUACUGAGAUUGGAUACAAGUACUGAUAAUAAGACUGGACUAGGAAAGGCUAACACACGCCUGUGGAAAUCAGCAGUAUUCUGAUUUUAUUAGAUAUGUUUCUGUGUAUUCGUUACAGGCUAGAAGAGCCCCGCCCUUAGAUAUGAAAAAAAUAAAGAUACACUGAUUUGUUAAACUUUCAUUACAAGAAAAUAUCAGAAAUACUUAAAACAAAUGUAACUGACUGGUAUUCAUUAUUGUAUAGCUUGUAGUAACAAAUUAUUUAGCUACAAAAGCUGAAAGUAUUGGUUUUGAUGAAGACAUAUCAGGUCUGUCUUUAAUGCACUGACAUUCGCUUCGUGUUGGAAUUCUACUUACUAAUGUCCGAACUCUUGGCUUCUCUUUAUUGUGUCUUAAUAAA
Brienomyrus brachyistius is the source of this 1311-nucleotide messenger RNA. RefSeq names its product clarin 2 (gene clrn2). The transcript has 3 exons. The record is from RefSeq and is a predicted model, not a curated record. Lineage: Eukaryota; Metazoa; Chordata; Actinopteri; Osteoglossiformes; Mormyridae. The coding region runs from base 217 to 918 and encodes 233 amino acids.